AUCCAGACCCACUCGCCUAUCUCAGGGUGUUAUGCUGACCAUCGGUAGAUCAAACUACAUGCGAUUUAACCACCCCGCCGAGGCAAAAAUAAUGAAAUCCGUUCUCCCCAACCCCCGAAUCUCCAUGGCUUCGAUCACGUUCGAGCCCGACAAUUCUUUCCAAUCUAAAUACAAUAAAAAACCACCAGCAGUGCCUCGAAAAAACUCGAAAGAAUCCCUCAUCGAAUCGGGCGUCGAAGAGCCAGUGCCUUCCAGUAUUAUGACCAAAGUGUCAAAAUUCGAGUAUUUAGCCCAACAAAAUUUCAAAAAAAGCAUAUCACCGAAAGUGUUCUCAUCAAAUCUAGUUACUGUAAAUACGCCAGCGAAAGACGUCCUCGGGAAAUCGCCCCCCGAUCUUCAGAACUUUAGCAAAAAUUUACCACAGAAUGUCUUAAACUACUCCGAGAUGAACCACAACGAAAAACAGCAAAUUAAAAGCUCGGAUCGGCCAAUGUUUGGGAAAAAAUCGCCACAGUACGUUAAUGUGACGGUUAGCGAGAAGAAAAACAUAAAUAAUAAAGUGAUUAUUUACGAAAAUGGAUGUAUUCCGAAAAACCAAAAUGUUGAGUGCAACGAAUGGAACAAUAAAAGCUCAAGUAAUAAAAAUGUUAACAUGAAUCGGGCUCUAACACCAUCGCCGAAUUACAACAGAAAUCCUUCUCCACUUUUUCGGAGCACAACGCCGAAUAAUUGCAAAAAAGAAACUGAAAUUACAGAAAACUGUAACGAUGCCGAGUUAAAGAGGACGCAGGCGCAACAAGAACGAAUCAAAGAGCAAGAAAUCGGGAAAGCAGAACAAGCAAGACUCGAGGAAAUUUUAAAUAUGUGUGUUGAAUACGAAAAGCAAGCACAAUCAGAAAAAAAUAAACUCACACCCAAUAGAAUAAAAACUAACGGUUCGCUACCUCGUGAUAAGCGUCAAUAUGGACCCUUAUCUCCUGUGUACACAACUCCUCCGCCCUCACCGAGAGACAUGGAAAUCGUCCAGCACGAAAACAGGAGGAACAAUUCUUCGUACGAAAAUAUUACUAUUAAUAGGGAUAAUUCAUCGGAACGAAUUAAUGCCAAUUAUGAUAAUGUUGACGAGUUUAGGACAACGAAGUGCAACAGUCCAUACGAAAAUAUCGUCCCGGCGCAUCAAUCGCCAAGGACGAGGAUCAAAACCAUCGCUUCCUCAAACCGUGACGGCAAAUCCAAAGACACAGCGGAAAUAAUCGAAAACAAGUUCGCCAUCCUCGAAGCGGAGCAAUACCUCCUCCAGAAUCUCACAAUCAACGAUGAAACGAACAAAAUCCGCGAAACGACAAAAUUCAUCUUUCCCCUCGAAGAAAAUUCCACCUCACUCAACAACAACAAACCGAAAUUGAAUAACACUGAGAAAAUCCGCAAAGAACGGAAGGAAAUUCUCACACAAAUCUCCUCAAUUAAGCGCCACAUCGCCGAGUCGGAAAUCCACGAGGAGGAAUUGCAGCGCGACAUCGAGCUGGAAAACGCCCUCAUUUCCGGCGAACACAAAGCAAAACUCCUAGAAUUGGACAAACUCGAGCACCGGAAGGAGAAACUCUUCAAGUGUGCUCAAAAACUAGAAGAGAGUAUGUCUCACCAGCAGACGAAACAAGACCAAGACCAGUUAAAAUGCAAGGAAAAGCUGGAAUUAGCCCAGGAGAGGAUGCUCCAAAUCGAGGGGAAGUUGGCCAAGACGCCCAAAAGCGAUCCCGAGUACGAGAACGUCUUCGAGGAGUAUUUGAAAGCUCAGGAGGUGCUUGAUAACGAGAAGAAAGCGUUUGAAGACCUCGAGUUCCACCAUUUGGAAGAGGAAGCCGACUGGUUGGCAAGUCGGGAAGAAGUCCAAAGGGAGAUUCUCGACUUGACCAAAAAAAUUGACUCGGUUAAAGAGCAAAUCCAGGAGUUGGAACAACAAAAGUACAACAUCUCGAAAAACAACACCACGGAAGUGAAAAUCAUCCGAAUGAGACGUGACGAAUACAUGCGAAAAUUGGAACGACUUUCACUAGUUUUGAGACGAAUUGACAACGAAUUAUCCGUUUUUGCCCAUCAAGAAUCCGACCAAGAGGAGUCCACUGAUAGUGACAGUGAUAAAUCUAAAGACCUUGACAAACACUUAUCCAACUUAUCACUCAAUGUGAUCCAUGAUUUGAGCUGUUCGGUCAUCGUGAGCAACACCAAGACUUCAAUCGACCACAUGUACAACAUGUCGCAGUCAUUUAACGAAAAAUUACUGCAGGAAAAAUCAGUUUUGGAGACGGGAAUUGGUACCAAAUGCCCCAGUCAAGACGACAUCGACAGGAUCAGUAAAGUGACAUCAAGUGCCCCGAUUAGUAUCAAUGAACAACAAGGAUCUCUCGGAAGAAAAACUAUCGAAUCUUUGAAGGAUAUCGAGAGGAUGAGACAUCUUCAUUUGUGCCAACAAGGUUCGCAGGUUAUCGAGCAGGAGAGACAAAGAGUCCUGGCUUUGAAACAAAGGGUUCAACAUGAAGUGAGGAUCAAGUGGGCGCAGAGCAGGCAGGAUUGUGUGGUUCCCGACGCGGGAGAGAAGAGAAACAGUGUGGAAAUUGUUGAACGACAAUCCGAAAGGCCGGUUUCAAAAUCACCCACGUCAAACGAACAGAUACGAUCCGGCUCAAGCGAGGCGGAUUCGCCCCGUCCCAUGUCUGAAAUCAGCGAAAUAAGCACCGAUUUCGGGGAAAUCUCGACUAAGAAAAGGACAAAACCCCAUGGUGACAAACAAAGACCCUUAACCCGAUAUUUGCCCAUCAAAGGUUCAGACCUCGACCUACGACAACAUAUAGAAUCAGCAGGGCAUCAAGUGGUGCUGUGCCCCCACGUUAUCAUCAACUCGAGCAGUUGUAGAGGCUUUCUGCACAAAAAAGGCUCCAAACUAAACGGUUGGUCGAAAAGGUGGUUCGUUUUCGACCGAAAUAAGCACACAUUAACUUAUUACAACGACAAGAGUGAGAAGAAAGCGCGUGGUGGGGCGUAUUUUCAAGCGAUCGAAGAAGUUUAUUUGGACCACCUGAAUAGUGUCAAAUCGCCAAACCCACAAUUAACCUUCAUUGUGAAAACCCACGAAAAGUCCUACUAUUUACUAGCACCCUCACCUGAAGCUAUGAGGAUUUGGGUUGAUGUUAUUUUUACGGGGGCUGAGGGGUACCAAGAGUUUGAACAUGGUACUUGAAAUUUUUUAAAUAAUGUCAAAUGUAUUGUUAAGUUUGUAAAUUUCUCUACUUAGUGGUGUAUUUUACAGAAUUGAAUAAUAUUUUACCAUUUUUACGAAUAGAGUAUUUUUCUAUGUUAAUCUUUACGCCGUCGAAUAUACCUAAUUUAUUAACGAUUAGUGCCUUUUGAAGAGACUGUUUUAUACGUUUAUAAAAUUGCACAAAUCUGUAGCGCUAGGUAUUAGGAAAAUUGUGAUGUCCAUAUGUAUUACCAACUAAAAAUAAAACGUGUAGCAAACUUG
Molecule: messenger RNA, 3517 nt
Organism: Tribolium madens (black flour beetle)
Lineage: Eukaryota; Metazoa; Arthropoda; Insecta; Coleoptera; Tenebrionidae
Product: pleckstrin homology-like domain family B member 2
Exons: 9
Coding region: 32-3235 (1067 amino acids)
Source: RefSeq, a predicted model, not a curated record